CAGCGGCAGCAGCAGCGACCAAAACAGCAGCAAUGGCCGCUUUCCGCAGAGUGGCAGCGCUGGCCGGUAAGCUUAACUUCUGGGCGGCGGCGAGAAACGAGCUCGCCGUUGGUAGGAAGACCGGUGAAAGAAGAGCUCGGAGGUGUCUGGCUGUCGGUACGUGUCUUGUAGCGGGAGGCGCAGUGGCACUUUACUUUUACAACGAUAUCAUGACCGCCAGAGGCAGGAAGAGGAUGAGGUGUCACAGCAUCAACGGUCUGCUCCCGUCCAUCCCGACCGUUGAAGCCAAGGAGAAGGCACGUUCCUUUGACUUUGAGGAGGGGGACGUGUACAUGUCAUCCCAUGAACAUCGCUUCCGCAUGUUCAGCUCAGUAGAGUAUGAAGGGCAGCUGUACAUGACUCCGCAGAACUUCAUUGAGUCAGUCACCAUGAGCGAACCAAGAAACAAGCGGCCCUGGAGGUCCCUGACCAAACAGGAGCUGGAGAAAAUUCUCACGGAGACUCCCCCAGUAUGGAGAGGAUCCUCGAAGCUGUUCCGCAACCUGAGAGAACGAGGCAUCAUCUCAUACACAGAGUAUCUGUUCCUGCUCUGCAUCCUGACAAAGCCCCACGCUGGCUUUAAGAUUGCUUUCAAUAUGUUUGAUGCAGACGGCAACCAGAUGGUGGACAAGAGGGAGUUCUUGGUGCUUCAAGAGAUCUUCAGGAAGAAAAACGAGAAGAAAGGGCGGAAAGGAGAUGCUGAGAAGUCGGCACAGUUGAGUAUGCAGCUCUAUGGAUAUCAGGUUGCCCCCAUGAACAGCGUGCUAAAAAAAGACAGUCAGGAGUUUGUGGCGAGGAGUUACUGGGACGUUCUGAGGCGAGGCGCCAGUCAAGUCCUCUUUUCGGACCUGGCGGAGCGAGCAGAUGAGAGCAUCACCAUCGACACCACCCUGUUGGUGCAUUUCUUUGGCAAGAAAGGGAAAGCAGAGCUUACAUUUGAUGACUACUACAGGUUUAUGGAUAACCUUCAAACAGAAGUGCUUGAAAUAGAGUUUCUGACCUACUCUAAAGGAAUGACCACCAUCAGUGAAGAAGACUUUGCCAAAAUCCUGUUGCGCUUCACCAACGUGGAGAACAUCAGUGCCUACCUGGAGAAUGUUCGCCAGUGUAUACCUGAUGAAAAGGGAAUCACGUUUGAUGAAUUCAGGUCCUUCUUCCAGUUCCUCAACAACCUCGAAGAUUUUGCCAUAGCCAUGCAGAUGUACAACUUUGCUUCUCGCCCUAUUGGACAAGAUGAGUUUGCAAGAGCGGUGUAUGUAGCCACAGGGCUGAAUCUCACACGCCACCUUGUAAACACCAUCUUUAAGAUCUUUGAUGUUGAUCAUGAUGACCAGCUCUCCUACAAAGAGUUCAUUGGGAUAAUGAAAGACCGGCUGCACAGGGGAGCAAGGGGUUAUAAAGCUGUGGAGCGUGCCACCUCUUUUAGGUCCUGUUUGAAGAAGGAGCUUGCAAGCAGCAGGUGAAGGGCCGACACCACACCACCUUCUCUGGCUGUGUUCGCUCAGAGGCCAGAAAACAAGUACACCAGCUCUGGAGGAGGUACAGGGAGAAUCCAUAGAAGAGGAAAAAAUGUGAAGGAAUACAGAAAUUAAGUAUCAAGGAAGAUUAAUUGAAUGGAAUAAAACAAACUGAGCAAAUAACUGUGUGUCUUCAAGAGCCGAUCUCCAGUGGACUUUGCAAAUAAUAACUACCGGCAUGACCGCUCACAGCUGACUGACACCCUGUGUGCUGAUCUUGGCAACAAUAUUCCUGAUUUUCUGUUGGUCAUUUUGAUUUGAUGCCAGUUAUACCCACUAUAAUUUACAGUAUGUUAAAACAAAAUAGGAUUCAAUUACAGCAUUAUUCUCUAUGCAUGACACUUCGAGAGCAGUCAGGUCUGCGACUUAUUUUAUAAACAAGCUGUGUGUGACUUUUUUGUAAAAACAGACAAUUGUUACUGCUGCACUACAAAGUGUUAAAAUUGAAACCACAAUCAUAACCACAGUCGUGGUCUAACUGUUAUAUUAAAACACAACAAGAUCUUUGUGAUAAUUAUAAAAUCCAUAUGAAUUCAACAACACAGAAAAAACAUUACAUAAAGAGAAAAAUCCCUGCUUACUUAACCGUCUUCAUCUAAUUUUAGCCAACACUAUUAUUUAUAUUAUUCUGUUAACUGAACUUUGAAUAUAUUACACCUGGAUAAAGCAGCAUGAGACAGAUUGCUUUAGUUCAAUAUUUAUUAUGAAUAUUUACUUGAAAUGCUGGCUAUUUAGUGUGAGCAUCUAAACUAAUUACUAUAUGCAGUAUAUAUAUAUCAUAGUUGUCCGCUGAGGUGCCUUGUAUUUGUUCUCUGUCUUAUUUGAGAAUUGUAUAGAAACCAGACUUCUGGAAAAUAAUUCAGCCCUGUAUUACUGUUUAAAUGCAACAAAUCAGAAAAAAUAUGCAUUAAUUAUACAAAUUGAACUAUGUUUUGUCGUAAAUGUAAUACUUUCUGAACCAUUCCAAUAGUUUAAAAGUCUUCCUGUAAAAUAUGGAUUGCUUGGUGUGUUGUGUACCUGCUAAGUUAUUUCUAAUAAUGCACAUUUUUGACUCGUGCUCCCAGUCUUCCAAGUGUUUGUCACAUUCUUGGAAAUAUAUUAUCAU
Messenger RNA from Cheilinus undulatus (humphead wrasse), 2661 nucleotides. It is a transcript of the gene micu3a, whose product is annotated as mitochondrial calcium uptake family, member 3a. Gene Ontology annotation, molecular function: calcium ion binding. Gene Ontology annotation, cellular component: uniplex complex. The transcript is spliced from 15 exons. Gene Ontology annotation, biological process: mitochondrial calcium ion homeostasis; calcium import into the mitochondrion. Lineage: Eukaryota; Metazoa; Chordata; Actinopteri; Labriformes; Labridae. The coding region runs from base 33 to 1502 and encodes 489 amino acids. The record is from RefSeq and is a predicted model, not a curated record.